AUGGCGUCCAGCAAUGGGGACUCGGAUAUCCGCCCGGACCGCAUCCAAGCUCGCGAGGACCAAUUCCGUCGCAACAUACGAGCCAGGCGGCAGUCUCCCGUCGCAAAGAAGAGAGUUGACCUGACCGAACUGGGCUGUAUGGGUGCCCAUCUUGAUCUGUCUAAACAUGAGCCUUGGCCUGAUAUGCUCGAGCUCACCGAAAACGAAGCGACGCACAUCGGCCCUGUUUCCGCACCGAUAUCCUUAGAUACCGACCUUCAUGCACAAGCCGGUGUAGUUAACAGCGCUGCAGAUGAAUCUCCCGCAUCUCGCGCAUGUACUCCGACAGGCUGUGGCACAUAUCUUCCGCCACAUGAGUACAAGGAGUUUCAACGCCAGAAAUCGGCCAACAAUCGACGUCGAACAUCUGUAUCAACCACUGUUGAGCCCGAAACACAGGAAGAGCAUAACCCGAACGAGCGUCCCGAACCGCACGAUUCGUACUCCGUCUGUUAUACACCAUCACAUUGUUCUCGGGCCUUGACGGAGAGGGAUGAUCGCAGUGUAAAGAGCGCGGCACCAAACUCUCCCGAACCUUGGUCGCAACUCGAUCGAACUAUCGGGAAGAACAGAGGAGGCGACUGA
Molecule: messenger RNA, 624 nt
Organism: Alternaria atra
Lineage: Eukaryota; Fungi; Ascomycota; Dothideomycetes; Pleosporales; Pleosporaceae
Exons: 2
Coding region: 1-624 (207 amino acids)
Source: RefSeq, a predicted model, not a curated record